This is a messenger RNA of Eutrema salsugineum, 1685 nucleotides long. Its product is annotated as eukaryotic translation initiation factor 3 subunit E. The transcript is spliced from 8 exons. Gene Ontology annotation, molecular function: translation initiation factor activity. NCBI's taxonomy places the organism in Eukaryota, Viridiplantae, Streptophyta, Magnoliopsida, Brassicales, Brassicaceae. Bases 111 to 1436 code for a protein of 441 amino acids. Gene Ontology annotation, cellular component: eukaryotic translation initiation factor 3 complex; cytoplasm; nucleus. The record is from RefSeq and is a predicted model, not a curated record. Gene Ontology annotation, biological process: translational initiation.
AAGAUUUACCUCAUCGUCUCCAAAACUCCAUCUCUGCCGUCUUCAGACAGAGCUCGGCGGAUAGAUUAUAUAUUCCAUUGAUAAGCGGCAGAGAUAGAGAGAUUGCGACGAUGGCAGAAAGCAAAGAGAACUAUGACCUUACCCCUCGAGUGGCACCUAACCUGGACAGACACCUGGUGUUUCCUAUACUCGAGUUCCUUCAAGAGCGUCAGCUUUAUCCUGAUGAGCAGAUCCUGAAGUUCAAGAUCGAACUUUUGAACAAGACGAACAUGGUCGAUUACGCCAUGGAUAUCCACAAGAGUCUCUACCACACCGAAGAAGCUCCCCCAGAUAUGAUGGAAAGGAGAGGAGAAGUUGUAGCCAGGCUCAAAUCUCUGGAGGAAGCGGCUGCACCACUCGUGACUUUCCUUUUGAACCCCAACGCGGUUCAGGAGCUAAGAGCUGACAAGCAGUACAAUCUCCAGAUGCUGAAGGAACGUUACCAGAUUGGUCCAGACCAGAUUGAGGCUUUGUAUCAGUACGCCAAGUUUCAGUUUGAAUGUGGGAACUAUUCUGGUGCUGCUGAUUAUCUUUACCAGUACAGGACCCUUUGCUCUAACCUUGAGAGAAGUCUGAGCGCCUUGUGGGGAAAGCUUGCAUCUGAAAUAUUGAUGCAAAACUGGGACAUUGCACUUGAAGAGCUCAACCGUCUCAAAGAAAUUAUUGACUCAAAGAGUUUUGCAUCGCCGCUAAACCAGGUGCAGAACAGGAUUUGGCUGAUGCAUUGGGGUCUCUAUAUAUUUUUUAACCAUGAUAACGGAAGGACACAAAUCAUUGAUCUCUUUAACCAAGACAAGUACCUAAAUGCCAUACAAACUAGUGCCCCACACUUGCUACGUUACUUGGCAACUGCUUUCAUUGUCAACAAAAGGAGAAGGCCUCAAUUGAAAGAAUUCAUCAAGGUCAUUCAACAAGAGCACUACUCCUACAAAGAUCCUAUUGUCGAGUUCCUCGCAUGUGUGUUUGUCAAUUAUGACUUUGAUGGGGCUCAAAAGAAGAUGAAAGAGUGUGAAGAGGUCAUUGUGAAUGAUCCAUUCCUUGGAAAGCGAGUUGAGGAUGGAAACUUUUCAACUGUACCAUUGAGAGAUGAGUUUCUUGAAAAUGCCCGCCUAUUCAUCUUCGAAACCUAUUGCAGAAUCCAUCAGAGAAUUGACAUGGGGGUGCUUGCUGAGAAAUUGAAUCUGAACUAUGAGGAGGCCGAGAGAUGGAUUGUGAACCUUAUCCGCACCUCAAAGCUUGAUGCGAAGAUUGAUUCUGAGUCAGGAACCGUAAUCAUGGAGCCUACUCAGCCCAACGUGCAUGAGCAGUUAAUUAACCACACCAAAGCCUUAUCAGGACGGACUUACAAGUUAGUGACUCAGCUCUUAGAACACACACAGGGACAAGCGGCUCGAUAAUCACAAUUUUGCUGUGGAACCUAUCCUUCACCAUUUCCUUGAUAAUCCUCGCUUUGCUUGACUGGAAUCAAUUGUUUUUUUUGCUUUGCAUUUGCCUUUAUUUUGGAAACAUGUCUACAUACUUGGUCAUCUUUGUGCAAGUUGUUCUAUUUAAUGUUGGAUUCACACUGGGAAGUUCGACAAUCAUAUUAACUCCUCGUUUAAGCUCAUUCAGAUGAGUUCUUUAUGACUUUUGACUUACCAACAUAA